AUGGGACUUUCGUGGUCCUACACUCCCGCAGAUGUUCUUAUUGUAGCUGAAGCCAACAGUCCUCUCCAGUAUCCUACACAGGGCGUGGAGGUGCGCCCCCUCAAAACCAUCAUCAUUCCUGGUCUGGGUCUUAAAGAAGAAAAAGGAUCAAACCAUAGAGUAUAUUUGACAGCUACACUGGGAGUUUUUGAUGUCGCUGCCACAGUGGACGAGGUCUCUGUUAAAGGAGUGGGAGAAAAGCACAUGAUACUGUCUAGUUCUCAUCUCCCUGCUCUGAACAGGCAGCUGCAGUUCGUCACAUACACAAACACUGUUUUCCAUCCCAAGACAGCAGAUACAGUUCAUUUUGCCACUGAUGGUCACCAGUCAUUUUUCACGAUUAAAGUCGGACAUGGAACUAUUCCUACACUUUACAACACUGGAUAUCAAAAAGAAUACAAUAUUAGUGCUCUCGUAACCAUCGCCACCAAGACCUUUCUACGCUAUGACAAAUUAAAAGAGCUUAUUGACAGCAUACGCAAAUAUUAUCCCACCGUCACCAUAGUGAUAGCAGAUGAUAAUGAACACCCUCAGCCAGUGACCGGGCCUCACAUUGACCAUUACAUCAUGCCAUUUGGAAAGGGCUGGUUUGCGGGCAGAAACCUUGCAGUGUCUCAAGUGACCACCAAGUAUGUGCUCUGGGUGGAUGACGACUUCUUCUUCACCACAAACACCAAGCUGGAGCAGAUGGUGGACAUCUUAGAAAAGACCACUCUGGAUCUGGUGGCUGGAUCAGUUAGGGAGGCGACAGGCUACACUGCUACAUACCGUCACACCAUUUCAGUGGAAGAGGGCGGAGAGGAGGGCGACUGUUUACAUAUCAGAAAAGGCUACCACCAUGUCAUAGAAGGAUUUCCCAACUGUGUGGUAGCAGAUGCCGUCAUCAACUUCUUCAUGGGGAGGACAGACAAGGUGCAGCAGGUGGGCUUUAACCCCCGCCUGGCACGGCAAGGUCAUCUGGAGUUUUUCAUCGACGGCCUGGGCUCCCUCCACAUUGGCUCGUGUAGUGACAUCAUUGUCAACCAUGCAUCAAAGAUCCAGCUACCCUGGACUAAAACAGAAUCACAAAAGACCUAUGAUAAAUUCCGCUAUUCACCUUCCAGUAAUGACCAUAACGUUCAUCAGGAAGUCUUCUACUUCAAGUACAGGUUCAAAUGUGAGACCAGUAAAUAAACCAUAGUGUUGGUCUUUUUGCUGCCAUAAUGUGAGUUCAUCUUUUAUUCUCACGUAAAGACUGCCGAAAAUUACUUUUGCACUUGCUGUUUAACGGAUUGUGUGGACAGAUUGUGUUAUGUGACCAGAUUACGACUCAUGUUACAGACAGAGAAGUUCUAACAGACUAACCUCAACUAUUAAUGCACUGAAAGUAUCAUGUGUUUUUUUUUGUGUUUUUUGCCAUAAUUACUGUGACUUGCAGUGGUUCUUUACUAUAAGACACACAACCACAGCCCUAUCUGAUAAGCUUGCAUUCUGUAAUUACCUUAACUGUUUAAUAAGUGGUUAUGGUUUCCUUGUAUGGUUAUUUGGUCCUUCAUCACA
Molecule: messenger RNA, 1578 nt
Organism: Notothenia coriiceps (black rockcod)
Lineage: Eukaryota; Metazoa; Chordata; Actinopteri; Perciformes; Nototheniidae
Gene: b4galnt1a
Product: beta-1,4-N-acetyl-galactosaminyl transferase 1a
Exons: 9
Coding region: 1-1212 (403 amino acids)
Biological process (GO): ganglioside biosynthetic process
Molecular function (GO): acetylgalactosaminyltransferase activity
Source: RefSeq, a predicted model, not a curated record